GAAAUUCACCUGUAUUUAAUUACAAUCCGAGCAACCGCGUGUGCGUUCGACAUCAAAUAUACUUCUUUUUUAUUGCCACAUGUAACGCACGUGUCGUCCGGUUCCAGGAACUGCAACAGAAUUAACCUUUAAUUUGCCAGAGAGCUUAGAGGAAGACUCGUGAACGUGGUCGAGGAAAAAAAGAAACAUCUUAGAUAGCUCCACUAAGAUUAUUCACGAUAUCGCACUAUUCCCCGCGCACUAUUUCAAUAGGAGCGAAAGAUAAAUGAGGGAUUAACCCGCGCCCCGCUCCAGUCCGUUAAUCCGUGACGUGUUUUCCACGCGCCAUCUCCAUGUUUUGACUACCACCACCAACAGCAACACAGUGAACCCUGCCAACACAUAGCCGUUGCGCUUGCAAUCCCCUCUGUGUUUUUCAACAAAAUGGCUGAUUUAGGGGAUGAUACCGGAGCGAGAGCCCUGCUGGCCCUCAAAUCUGCGCCUUGUAGCCCGGUGGCCGUUUCUAUCGCGCCCGUGUACACUCUCUCCUCCUCGACUUCGCCCGGGAUCACAUCAUCCAUGCCCCUCUCCCCUCCGUCGCAGGCCCUCGCUCGCCUGGAAGGCAGGGACUUCGAGUUCGUCAUGCGCCAGAGGACGGUGACCGUAGGGCGGAAUUCGUCGCACGGCUCCGUGGAUGUCAACAUGGGCCACUCGAGCUUCAUUUCCAGGAGACAUCUGCAGAUCUCCUUCGAGGAGCCGCAUUUCUACCUGCGUUGUCUCGGCAAGAACGGUGUGUUUGUCGAUGGCGUUUUCCAGAGGAGAGGCGCACCUCCACUUCUCUUACCGAGGGAGUGCACAUUUCGAUUUCCCAGCACAGUGAUAAAGAUUCAGUUUACGGCGCUAUACCACAAGGAGACACAGAAAGAGGAAGCUCCUGUAUCCCCUGUGAGACCCCUUUAUCCGCAAAUCUCGCCGCUGAAAAUCAGCAUUCCUGAAAAUGACUUCAGAAGCAUGAUGAGUCCCCUGCCUUCGCCGACAGGAACUAUUAGUGUUCCCAAUUCCUGCCCAGCAAGCCCUCGGGGCGCAGGUUCCUCGGGAUACCGUUACGGGCGCAACAUCACCUCAGAUCUCCAGCUGGCAGCAGAAUACGCAGCCAAAGCUGUGUCAGAACAGCGCACUGAAGCCACAGGAGGAGACAGUCCCAAGGAUGAGUCCAAACCUCCAUACUCGUACGCUCAGCUGAUAGUCCAGGCCAUCUCGUCUGCGCCGGACAGACAGCUAACACUAAGUGGCAUCUACGCUCACAUCACCAAGCAUUAUCCUUACUACAGGACGGCCGACAAAGGCUGGCAGAACUCCAUUAGACACAACCUGUCUCUGAACCGCUACUUUAUUAAAGUGCCACGCUCACAGGAAGAGCCAGGCAAAGGUUCGUUCUGGCGCGUCGACCCCUCAUCAGAGUCUAAGUUGGUGGAGCAGGCCUUCAGAAAGCGCAGACAGAGAGGAGUGUCCUGCUUCCGCACACCCUUCGGCCCGCUGUCCUCAAGGAGUGCUCCAGCCUCUCCCACCCACUCCGGCCUCCUCUCUCCGCAUUCGAGCGGCCUCCAGACCCCCGAGUGUCUGUCACGGGAAGGAUCGCCAGUGUCUCAUGAACAUGACUUUGGUUCCAAGCUUGCCUCUGUGCCUGAGUACCGAUACUCCCAGAGUGCACCAGGCUCUCCAGUGAGCGCUCAGCCUGUAAUCAUGGCCGUACCACCUCAGUCCUCAGCCGCGAUACCCAAGCCUGUGGCUUACAUGCCGGCCUCCAUCAUUAGCUCCUCCCAGGCCUCUGGUCAGGCCAUCCAUGUGGUGCAGCAGGCGCCAGCUGUCACCAUGGUCCGAGUAGUGACCACCUCGACCAGCUCCCCCAAUGGCUACAUUCUGGCUAACACCACCUCAUCAGGCUCUGGAGAGGGACAUGGAGAUCAAAGAGUGGAGGAGAUGCCUGUGGUUGGCAGUAGAGUUAUUCAGGCUGUAGGGAGUCACAUAAGUUCAGCUAAUAGGGGGCAGCAGAGCUACACUGUUGUCCAGCAGAGUGCCAUGCACCACCUUCCUGUGCAGACCAUUGCCCAGAACGGCAAACAUGCUCUUCCUGUCGCCAGCGUACCAACCAGUGCUUACGCCCUCACCAAUCCUCUUCAGAUCUUGGCAGCCCAGGCUUCGACAUCCCCACCCGUGCUGGUCAACAGGCCCUCCAGCAUGGAAACCGACGAAUCGAGCAUCGACGAGCCCGAGCCCAAACGGUCCAAAAUGGAGGAGGACAGUGUGGCUCCGGUCCCUCAGCCUGUAAUUGUUGCAAUGAACCAAGAGGCCAGCGAAUGAACGAGUGAGUGAGCGAGAGAGCCGACGACGGAUCUUUUAAAGCACAUCUCGCGAUAUCGUUAAACACAUUGAGCGAAACGUGUUUGGUUUUCUUUAAAACGAGAACUCAAAAAGUUUUGUAAACGCCCAACGCGGAUAACCGACCGAAUGUCUUUGUAAGAAGAGGUUGUUUCAUGGGGGAAAAUUCAAUGAGCUACAUCUGGCAGCAUUAAAAAUUCAAUGCUCACAAAGUUUUAAUUUUGUAGGGGGUUUUUAAUCUUGGAAGAAUGAAAGACGUAUGAAGAGAGGUACAUGUGCUUAAAGACACACCAGCUAGGCAUGUGCGCCCAGGUAGUUCCUCACAAGGUACAGCUGAGAGAAAGUUAUUUUCGGGUUGGGGUGGGACCAAUACCUAUGCAGCUAUUACAGUUUGAGACCAUGGGCGUCUCUGAAUUGAAGCAGUGUAUUAAAAAAGGGUCACAGGAGCUGUGCGCCACCGCAGUUACCUGUGCGGCCUUCGUGAGGAUUUAUUUAUCUCUCUGUUUAAAAGAAAAAAGGCCAUCUUUAUUGAAACAAGAUUGUUACAACUCAAAGCAGAAAUAGAUAGAAUAGAGGCCUUUUCUAGCUGGAGUUCUUUAACUUACAUUAUAGUGUACAAUGUAUUUUUUCUGUGGAGGAUUCUCACCUUGCUUGCUUACCACAAAGAGAAAUGUCUAGAAAAAUUCUAAUUUCGUAAUUGGUCUAUGUUUAGCGCAAAAUUAAAAAGAGCUGGAUGAAUGUAAGUAGCGUUUGUUUAUUUGUUAUGGCACCCACCUUUGACCUAAACAACAUAUUAAGCCAUUAGAAUGUGUUUGUAGAUAGAUUUUCGGUGUUUUGUGUUUAAAAAAAGAUAUUUAAAGUAGCUCAGUCCAUCCCCGUUAGCACUUGGCCAAACCUUCUGUUCCAUUAGCAACAUGAUCCCGAUUGCAUCAGUGGAUGAAUGCAAGCACACAAUACGUCGCUGAUGUAUCUGAUGUCAACCAAAUGCUUUUCCAGACGUAGGAAUGUAACUGUUCAUAUUGAUUGUUGCAGAGGCUGUUUCUUCGCUGACUUUCUGUGAUCGCUUAAUAAUCACAGAAGCCACUAAAUGAAUGUUCAGUAUUUUUGUCUGAGAGUUCAAAAAGCUUAUUUUUUAGUAAUAUACACAGUCAGCCUUUAAUGAGACUUUCUAGUUUUACUAAGAGAAGAGUAAAUAUAUAUUGUUAGAAUUAUUCAAAUGUUUUCUCGAGACAAUCACUAACAGGAUUCAGUUCGGAAACUGCUUUGUAUGUCGCAAAUUAUAAAGUAGCUUUACGCGAGCUGCCGAUAGCUUCUUUGUAUGCUAGUGUAGUCGUACAGUGACAGCCGUACAGUGUUCCUUUUGUAGUCGAAAUGCAAACUUUAACAGACCAAAUACAUAUCCUCAUCAUUAGUGCCUUAGUGCUUCACUUCUUUCAGGACUAAAUGAAACGAAAAAACAUUGUGAUGUACUACUUAAGAUGACAACAACAUCAAACUUACCUACUGAGGAGUUAACUUGCAGGUUUCAAAGGGUUAUUCUACCCCAGAAUGAAAAUAUUGUCAAUAAUCACUUACCCCCAUGUUGUUCCAAACCCGUAAAAGCUUCGUUCGACCUCGGAACACAAAUUAAAGUAUCUGACAGCUCUCUGACCCUCCAUAGACAGCGACGUAAUUAAGACGAUCAACGUCCAGAAACGUAGCAAGGAUAUCGGUAAAAUAGUCCAUGUGACAUCAGGGGUUCAACGGUAAUUUUACGAAGCCGCGAGAAUACUCUUGUACGCAAAUAAAGCAAAAAUAACGACUUUAUUCAACAAUUAGUCUCCACUGCAUUACCGUAGCGCUAUUUUGGAGCUAUACGUUUUCUACAUGUAUUUAUGCUUUCAUUCGAACGGAAACAACGUUUUUUUUGCGGCUGACAGAUCAGCAUGAUCCAUUUGUGUUCAGGGGCUCCAAAAUGCGGUGGAGACGAAUUGUUGAAUAAAGUCAUUAUUUUUGUUUUCUUUGCGUACAAAAAGUAUUCUCGUAGCUUCGUUAAUUACAUUGCUGUCUAUGGUAGGGUCAGAGAACAUCAAAAAUAUUUUAUUUGGUGUUCCGAAGACGAACAAAGCUUUUACGGGUUUGGGACAACAUUGGGGUAAGUGAUUAAUGACAAAAUUUUCAUUUUGAGGUUAAAUAAUUCUUGAAUGAACACAUCUUGUAAGGAAAAAAAGAUGAACUACAGCAUUCUGCCUGUUUAAAAAUGUCUAGAGAUGAUGAAUCAUGUUGUGACUGGAAUUGACUCAGCAAUAGAGCUGUCAAACCAUUAAUCGCAUGCAAAAUAAAAGUUUGUGUUUACAUAAUAAUACAGUACGUGUACUGUGUAGUUAUUAAUUACGUAUAUAUAAAUACACACAUACAAGUGUGUAUUUUUAAAAAAAUAUAUAUAUAUUUAAAUAUAUAUGUGCAUGUGUCUGUGUUUAUAUAUACAUCAUUAAUAUACACAGUAAACACACAUAUAUGAACACAAACUUAUUUUGUAUGCGAUUAAUCGUGAUUAAUCGUUUGACCGCCCUACUGCGUGAUACAAAAAAAGUAGACAGGAAAUGAAAUCCUGCUGGUUCUUUUUCUUUAAAACUUCUUAUAGCUCAGUGGACUAAUGCUUAGAUCAAGAGAAAUCUGCCAGUAAACAGAAAAUAAGUCUUUUGGUGGAUUUAAAAAAUUACACUUUGCUGAAAUUCACUCUCUCAGGCCAUCCAAGAUGUAGAUGAGUUUUUCUUCGUCUGAACCGAUUUUGAGAGAUUGAGUAUUACAGAACUUGCUCACCAAUGGAUCCACUGCAGUGAAUGGGUGCCAUCAGAAUGACAGUCCAAACAGCUGAUUAAAACAUCACAAUAAUUCACCAGUAAUCCAUAUGACUCCAGUCCAGCUUGUGAACUGAAAAUGUGUGCGGUUGUAAGAAAUAAUCUAUUUUAAGACAUUUAUUAACUUCAGAUGGUUUCUUCUGGCUAUCUGUUAUAUAUUCUAUUAUAUUGCUUUCUCCAGAGAAAGUCAGCAAGUGAUGUAAUGCUAAAUUUCUCUAAAUAUGUUCUGAUGAAUGAACAAACCAAGAAGAAAUCUUAGAUGGCUUGAGGGCGAGUACAUUUGAAGCAAAUUUCCAUUUACGAUUCAGCUUUUAAAGGACUUUUGGAUUCAAACGAUCCAGAUAUCAUUAAAAAAAACAGAGAUUGUUUAUAAUUAGUUUGAUUAGAUGUGGCUUUUUGUUUCAUGUAUUCACAUGGGCUUCAAUAAACACGAUAAAUGAGAGAACCACUACUGCAUUUGAAGUAUAAUUUUCUUUAAAAAUCAAGAACAAAAUUUUGAUUUGCCUGACAAAUAAAAGAGAUCCAUAUAUGUUUUUUUUUUUUUCUUCUUCUUUUAGAACCAGUAUAAUGGUGAAACAAACAUUGUCUGUCAUUGUUAACACACUUAUCGUACAGAACAAGCUAUCACUGCCUAAAUGUGUUUUGUUUUUCAUAAUUUUUUUUCACAAUCUGUCACAGUGUCUGUAUGCGUAUAUAACCAUGGAGUAUUUUUAUCACACGGAUUCAAAGAUUUCUUUUUAUAAUUUCUUUUUGUGCUUUUUGUGUUGUGCAUAUUAGCAUAUGCAAGUGUUUAUACACUAAACAUUUCUAAUUUAAACUGAUGUAGGUUUUUCUGUCUCUUCCGGAUCUAUUUGAAAGAUAUAAUCUGUUUGCAUUGUGCACACAACACCCACUCAAAUGCUUUGUGAGAUACAUGCUGUGCAUCUGUGAAUGUCUGCCGUUUUUUUUCUGUUUUUAAUGUGUAUUCAAGUACACAGUGUAUGAGGGCUAUUCUUAUGUCCAUGCAUUUUAUGCAAUGGUGUAUCUGGAAUGAAUAAAAAUACUUCACUGGCUAAUCUUUUAAA
This is a messenger RNA of Labeo rohita (rohu), 6262 nucleotides long. RefSeq names its product forkhead box K1 (gene foxk1). The transcript has 9 exons. Gene Ontology annotation, molecular function: RNA polymerase II cis-regulatory region sequence-specific DNA binding; protein binding; DNA-binding transcription factor activity, RNA polymerase II-specific. Gene Ontology annotation, biological process: regulation of transcription by RNA polymerase II. Lineage: Eukaryota; Metazoa; Chordata; Actinopteri; Cypriniformes; Cyprinidae. The record is from RefSeq and is a predicted model, not a curated record. Bases 424 to 2340 code for a protein of 638 amino acids.